This is a messenger RNA of Entamoeba histolytica HM-1:IMSS, 621 nucleotides long. RefSeq names its product ras-1, putative. The record is from RefSeq and is a predicted model, not a curated record. The transcript is spliced from 2 exons. Gene Ontology annotation, biological process: Ras protein signal transduction. Gene Ontology annotation, molecular function: GTP binding; GDP binding; GTPase activity. The coding region runs from base 1 to 603 and encodes 200 amino acids. NCBI's taxonomy places the organism in Eukaryota, Evosea, Mastigamoebida, Endamoebidae. Gene Ontology annotation, cellular component: plasma membrane.
AUGGCGGAGGAAGACUAUAAAGUAGAAUUACAUAAAGUAGUUCUUGUUGGAGAUGGUGGUGUUGGAAAAUCUGCUAUUACUAUUCAAUUAACACAAGGUCAUUUUAUUAUAGAUUAUGAUCCAACAAUUGAAAAUUGCUAUAGAAAAACAUUAACUGUUGAUAACCGUAUUUGUGUAUUAGAUAUUCUUGAUACUGCUGGUCAAGAAGAAUACGCUUCAAUGCUUGAUCAAUAUUUCCGUAAUGGUCAUGGUUUCUUAAUUGUCUAUAGUGUUACUGACCGUAAUAGUUUCGAAAGUAUUAAAAAUUAUCAAAAUAAAAUUCUUCGAGUUAAAGAAGCUACAUCUUUUCCAAUUGUUUUUGUAGCUAAUAAAGUCGAUUUAGUAAAAGAUCGUGAUGUUAGUGAAAAAGAAGGAAAAGAUAAAGCUGCUGAACUUGGUGUUAAGUAUAUUGAAACUUCUGCUAAAAAUAAAUUAAACAUUGAGGAAGCUUUUUAUACUCUUGUUCGUGAAAUUCGUAAACAACAAAACAGUGAUGCACCUGAAGAAGCUGGUAAAGGUGGUCCUAAAAAGCAAAAAGAGAAGAAAAAAUGUUAUUUGUUCUAAAUCAGUGGUUAUAUUAUA